GGCGCGCACCGUUGGCGCAGGGCUCAGUGUUCCCGCAGGACCGUGGCAGCCCCGACGUCGCGCUCUGCUCGCUGGGCGCCUCCCUGCCGCCCCCAUGGCUGCUCCGGACGACCCUCUGCGCGCAGAUCACAUGGUGAAGGAGCCAGUGGAAGACACAGACCCCAGCACUUUAUCGUUUCAUAUGUCAGACAAAUAUCCCAUUCAAGAUACAGGACUCCCUAAAGCUGAGGAAUGUGACCCAAUUACUUCGAACUGCCCAACAAAUUCUGAUGUGCAAAAUCAGGGAGAAGAAAAUGGCUUUCCAGACAGUACUGGAGAACCCCUUUCAGAUGUCACCGAGGACAAAUCCUGCAAGGAGAACUGCACCUGCUCCUCCUGCUCGCCCCGCACCCCCACCAUAAGUGACUUGCUCAACGAUCAGGACUUGCUGGAUGUGAUCAGGAUAAAGCUGGAUCCUUGCCACCCCACAGUAAAAAACUGGAGGAAUUUUGCCAGCAAAUGGGGCAUGCCAUACGAUGAACUGUGUUUCCUGGAGCAGAGGCCUCAGAGCCCUACCCUGGAGUUCUUACUUCGGAACAGUCAGAGGACAGUGGGCCAGCUGAUGGAGCUGUGCAGGCUCUACCACAGGGUGGAUGUGGAGAAAGUCCUGCGCAGGUGGGUGGAAGAGGAGUGGCCAAAGAGGGGCCAUGGCGACCACGCAAGGAACUUCUAGGCCUUUCCUCUUUCUUCUUCGCCUCUUUGGACAUGGAAUGACCACAGGUGAAGGAGGAACGUGAAUUGUUUCCUUUCCUUUGUUUUAAGAGUUUAGGCUAAAGACGUGGACAGUGGACAUUGUUUUUUUUUUUUUUUUUGGUUUUUUUUUACCCAAAGCUGGUAGUUUUGCAAAGGGGGUAGAGAUUGUGUUCUGGUGGUGGAUUUUUGUUUGUUUCGUGUUGCACAUCUGUUUUAAUUUAAUGUUAGAAUCUGGAAUUGGGAAAAAUAUCUGGGAGGCUCAUGGCUUGCCCACAGGUAGGGCAACAGCCUCUCAUCAGGAUGGGUUCAUGCCAGGAUGAAAGGAAAUGAUUCUCUCCUGCAAACAUUGCUGAAAGUGGAUCUAGGAAGGACUUGGUUGAUGACGCCAAACAAGCAUCGUCUACAAGACCCCUCAUCAUCAAAUGUUCGCAUGACUUAUAAGAAAACAACUGAAUGAUGCUAUAUUGUUUGGUCUGCCUUUACUUUUUUUGUUAAAAAGUAUUUGGGUAAAUUAGCAGGACAUUGAUAUCAUUGUGAUGACACCCUUUAGCACAGAUGUGCUAUCUUUUUCAUUCAGUAUUUUCAUAAUCUGUGUUCUAUCAAGAAUGUCAUUUGCUCAAGUAUCUUUAAAAGUAGUCUAACAGUCAAUGGUUAUUGGGAG
Messenger RNA from Sorex araneus (European shrew), 1393 nucleotides. It is a transcript of the gene EDARADD, whose product is annotated as EDAR associated via death domain. Lineage: Eukaryota; Metazoa; Chordata; Mammalia; Eulipotyphla; Soricidae. The record is from RefSeq and is a predicted model, not a curated record. Gene Ontology annotation, biological process: signal transduction. The transcript has 6 exons. The coding region runs from base 95 to 712 and encodes 205 amino acids. Gene Ontology annotation, molecular function: protein binding.